This is a messenger RNA of Oncorhynchus gorbuscha (pink salmon), 1894 nucleotides long. Its product is annotated as protein phosphatase methylesterase 1-like. The transcript is spliced from 15 exons. Gene Ontology annotation, biological process: protein demethylation. The record is from RefSeq and is a predicted model, not a curated record. The coding region runs from base 190 to 1470 and encodes 426 amino acids. Gene Ontology annotation, molecular function: protein methylesterase activity. NCBI's taxonomy places the organism in Eukaryota, Metazoa, Chordata, Actinopteri, Salmoniformes, Salmonidae.
UAUGCGAACAUAUCCCAGAGUGCAAUGCGGCAAUUGGCAAACGGGUAAUGUUGUGGGACGAUAAACACAUUUUGCGGUUGUCAAUUUAUAGCUGCUAAUAGCUGACUGGUGCUGGAAGAACAUCGUAUGGUUCGAAGGAGGGGGAAGAUUUGCUUUUGACUGAACGGCCUUGGCCCCGCGUUCGACAGCAUGGAGAAACAGUUGCAUUUGAAUGUGUUAGCUUCCAGACCUCCCGUGUCAGGAGGCUUGCAGUCGCGGUCUAAAAUGAGAAUGGGACCUGGACGGAAGAGAGACUUCUCCCCACUCUCCUGGAGUGAAUACUUUGAAGCGAUGGAAGAUGUAGAAGUGGAAAACGAUAACGGCAAAGAUACGUUCAGAAUCUACUGCAGCGGCCAGCAUGGUCCUGUGCUGCUCCUGCUCCAUGGAGGAGGCCACUCUGCUCUCUCCUGGGCUGUGUUCACUGCGGUGAUAUACAACAGAAUUAACUGCCGGGUGGUGGCUAUGGACCUCCGGGCCCAUGGUGACACAAAAGUAAAGAAUUCUGACGAUCUCUCAGCGGAAACAAUGGCCAAAUGGGAGGAAACUGGACGGGACCUGAGGCAGUGUUGGAGGAUUACUGUAAGGGGGUGGAGAGAACCUGUUGGAGAGCGAGGAGGACUGAGUCAGAUGAGCUAUCGGCUGCUGCUGUCUCCCAUUGAGACACUGAUCUGCUGUUUGAUGGACAUUGGCAAAGUGGUGGAAACACUCUAUGGAGAAAACCCACCUCCGAUCAUGAUGAUUGGACACAGCAUGGGUGGAGCUAUAGCAGUUCAUACCGCUGCGGCAAACCACGUGCCGUCUUUACUUGGCCUGUGUGUGAUUGAUGUUGUGGAAGGCACAGCAAUGGAUGCCUUAAACAGUAUGCAGAAUUUCCUCAGGAGUCGGCCAAAGACCUUUAAGUCUGUGGAGAAUGCCAUUGAGUGGAGUGUGAAGAGUGGACAGAUCCGAAACGUUGAGUCAGCCCGGGUGUCCAUGGGAGGCCAGGUGAAAAAAUGUGAGGAACCCCUCAACAGUCCAGGCGUCUCCAAGAGCAUCAGAGACGGCAUCAUUGAAGAGGAAGAGGAGGAAGAAGAGGAAGGAGAAUCCAACCACAAAAGAAAGAAGGAGGAUGACCAAGAGGUGAAGAAGGAUACCCUUUAUACCUGGCAGAUUGAUCUAUCAAAGACAGAGAAGUACUGGGAGGGCUGGUUCAGUGGCCUGUCUGCCCUAUUCCUUUCCUGUCCUGUGCCAAAACUGCUCCUGCUCGCUGGUGUGGACAGGCUUGACAAAGAUCUCACAAUUGGACAGAUGCAAGGGAAGUUCCAGAUGCAGGUGCUCCCUCAGUGCGGCCAUGCUGUCCAUGAGGACGCCCCUGAAAAAGUAGCAGAUGCUCUGGCCUCGUUCAUGGUCCGUCACAAGUUCACUGAAUUUAAGGAGGGUUUCCUGUGCUAACGGGACUCAAAUCAACUACAUAGACGAGUGCCAGUUUUGCCCUGGACCCAUCCAGCAGUCAUGGAGGAGUUGCCUGGAGCCUCAAGGACACCAUCUUCUGCCAAUUACCCCCAACUGCGAUAAAAUAAUGUUCAUGAGCACUAUAUAACACUAUACAAAAUUCUCAGCACUUAACUUGUUAAAAAUAUAUAAUUUAAAUGUAUUGUUAUUAUUACUACUUAUACAUUAACACUUAUGGUUUUGCCUUUUUCCCCCCUUUUUUUUGAAAGCAGGUAUUUUGUUUCACCCAUCCCACUCAACAUUUAUUUUAAUUUCCUGUGAUGCCUUUCCUGUUUCUUGUUACAUUUUGGCCAGCUGCAUCUUGUUGUGCUAUGUGUUUAAUGUUGUUGGAUUUUAAGAAUGAUUAAUAAAAAUGAAAAAGGAA